Messenger RNA from Solenopsis invicta (red fire ant), 2421 nucleotides. Its product is annotated as coiled-coil domain-containing protein 149. The record is from RefSeq and is a predicted model, not a curated record. NCBI's taxonomy places the organism in Eukaryota, Metazoa, Arthropoda, Insecta, Hymenoptera, Formicidae. The transcript is spliced from 10 exons. The coding region runs from base 125 to 1474 and encodes 449 amino acids.
AUACGAAGCCGUGAUUUCUAGAAAUGUUGCCGUCGAUAUUUUUAUCUCUAGAAAACAAAUCUUUCUAUUGGAGGGUGUCGACUGCGACAUAAAUCCAUCCUAACCUAAAAAUGAAUGGACAUGGAUGGAGUUGAAUGGAUCUUUUUAUUCAAAGAGAUCUCUGAUGCGAUAUUUUCUCCAAAUAUUGCAUAAAUUAAUACUAAACGACACGAUGGAAGAAAAGGCGGAUCCUCUCAAGGAAACUGGCGCCAAUGAUGUCGACGUGGAGUCAAAGGCGUUGCUAAAGAGAGAACUGCAGAUGAAGUCAGAAGCGCUCAUACUGUUGAGCCAAAAGAUGGAGCAGUGUAGGACACAGCGUGAUCAGUUCAAGUUGAUGGCCGAGCAAAUUCAGGAAAGAUUUCUGCAUUUAAAGAAACAGAUGUGUGAUAUGAAGGAAUUGAACGGUCUGGACGACGAUUUUAGAACCUUGGAUCUAUUAACAGAAGUACGAGAGCAAAAUAAGUGCCUCAGGCUACAGGUCGAUACAUUAAGACAGAAGCUGGCAGACGCCGAGGGUGAUAUCAAGGUGUUACGUAUGAAUAACAAUCGCAUGCCAAUUGAACAGCAAGAGACUCAGUUGGCACCAGCCAUGCACCAAAGGGAAGAAAUGAUAGAGCAAUUAGAAAAGCUAAACUUAAAGUGUUCACAGUUACAAACAGAUCUACAAACAGUAUUGGAUGAGAAACAUGAGCUGGAGGUGGAAAGGGAUGCCUUCAAAUGUAAAGCACAUCGUUUGAAUCAUGAACUAUCUAAGGCUUUGAAUGCUACUAAGCCAGUUGAUUUGGAUGCUCUUAUCAAUGAAAAUAGAUAUCUGCAAGAAAGAUUGCAACAAUUGCUCGAGGAAAAGGAACUCACACGUCAAUCUCUGUCAAAAUAUAAGAGCAUGUUGGACAGUAAAAGGACCAAAGGAGCUAUCAAGCUGGGAGCAAACUCUGCGGCUGGGACAGUAAUGACUCACAAACAAGUUGAACAGCUUCUUCAAGAAAGUUCUUAUAUACCGCCUCAGAAAUCUGCUGCCGCCGUCACCGAUUUGCGAUGCCUUUGCACCGCCUUGUUGGAGGCUUUAAAUGACAAAACUUUAGCUCUAGCGCAUCAGAAGAAGGCGAACAAGAUAUUGGCAUUGAGAAUUUGUGAACUGGACAGUGCUGUGCAAUCACCAACCACAAGGCUCUUGGAGGGAUACACGAGCGCCAAUGUCGAUUUGAGAUGUGAUAGCGAUUUCAACGAUUUAAAUCAUACAACUAACGGUAAUGUAGAUAAUAUUGAGGAAACUAAUAUCGUAACGAAUGAAAACAAUAUACAGUGUAGCUCCUCGCCUGAAAGUCAAGUUAUGCAACAAUUGCAGUCGAUACAAAUGAGUCUUCCGAAAAACUUAGGGGUAUUGGUCCAAAAGGCAUUAAAUAAUUUGAAGGAUAAUGAUAAGCAGAAGAUAUGAAAUUAAGAAUAUAUGUUACGGAGAAUAUAUAUGUAUGUGCCUAAGUAUACAUAUAAUGUGUAUAUAGAAAGCAGGUUUAACGAACGAUGACUCAUACAGCACAUAAAUGUUAAAUCAAUCAACGUUGAAAAGAUGUAGAAAUGUCUAAUAUUCGUUUAAAUAAAAUGAAUAAAAUUAGUUUUUAAAUUGUCCGAAAAAUAGUUAAUCUAAAUUUUUUUAAAUAAUAUUGAUUUUUAUUUAAAAUUGUUCUACUUUUCUAAAAUAUACUAUAUAUAUCUAGAAAAACAAUGAUUUUUUUUUAAAGAAAAGUUAUAGAUUCAGUGUUGAGGAAAUAUUUAUAUUUUCAAUAUGACUACAUCUUAACAACGUUCUUUCAAGGUUCUGUGCUGUAUAGAUGAAGUACUCUAAAUAAACAGAGUACAUUAGGCAGUACAUUAAUUCUUAAAAAAAUCUAGUCAUAAAUUAUAUUUGUUUAUCAAUAACGCGCAAAUUCAAUUAAUUAAUUAAUUAAUUGAUUGACUUAUCACAUAAGCUAGCGAUGCAAAAUGCUAGUUAAUAUUUCUAUCAAAUCAGUAUUUAAUAUACAAUAACCAGAAAGUUAAGAUAAAGAUGAUCUUAUCAGAUAAUGAAAGACGUUUUAUUACGCAACGUUGUAAAUUAGUUUGGCAUAUCAUUUACGUGUAGCACGUAGUUACAGCACCAUAAUAUGUAGGUUGACAGUAAAAUGAUCGUACCAAGUGACGACGUUCUCGCAAAUAUUUUUGAUGCAGGACAUUGUUCAGCUCAUCUAACCAUGAGUCAAAUUGCAAGUUAGAUCUGUCUGUGAAUGUUAUCGAUGGUUCCAUUGAUCUUUUUGAUUGACGAUAAGGGGCGUUUUCCCUAUGUGGAUAUGUAUAUACAUAUAUAUUUGUUAUUUCUAAAUAUAGAAUUACAUUCCAGUCAUAUUA